Messenger RNA from Aspergillus ibericus CBS 121593, 1054 nucleotides. Its product is annotated as UbiA family prenyltransferase. The coding region runs from base 120 to 986 and encodes 288 amino acids. Gene Ontology annotation, molecular function: transferase activity, transferring alkyl or aryl (other than methyl) groups. Gene Ontology annotation, cellular component: membrane. The record is from RefSeq and is a predicted model, not a curated record. NCBI's taxonomy places the organism in Eukaryota, Fungi, Ascomycota, Eurotiomycetes, Eurotiales, Aspergillaceae. The transcript has 4 exons.
AUCUCUGCUCGCUCGCUCUGGCCAAGCAAUCUUAGCCGGAAGCUUGGUCGGCUGGAACCAACAUAUAUGGAUGACCUUUUCCCCCAGGCAGGUAACUGCACACGCGCUGCAUCCAUACCAUGUUUCAAUUCCUCUUCCGUGAGCUCGGGCUCUGCUAUGGCUUUGUGCGCCGCGACCUGGGCACUGGCCUGCUUCCAGUCCCGGGAUUCACGCUGGCCUCCUUACUCUACCGCAAGGCACCCCGGGAGGAAAUGGUUCCAGCUAUUGCCAUGGCCUUCCUGUACGGCUUCCUCUACCUCUACACCUUUGUGGUCUCCAACCAAAUCACCGGGGUAAGCGAGGACAAGAUCAACAAGCCGGAUCGCCCCAUUGCGUCCGGCGCAGAAUCGCUGUCGGCAGCCAAGAUUCGGUACUGGGUUCUCACCACGCUGUAUCUCGCUCUGGGAUAUGUUCUGGGUGUCUCCGAAUGGGCGUUGUUGUGGAUUCUCACUACGAUUGCGCACAACCCCUUGGGAUGGUCCGACUUCGGGCCCACCAAGGACCUCUGCAUGGGGCUCGGAUGCAUCGCCCAGCUGAAAGCCGCAUGGGCCAUUGGGGGUUCCCCGCCGGACAUGGGCUGGGCGUGGAUUAAGAUCAUCACGUUGUAUAUGCUGUGGCCGAUCCCGCUGCAGGAUUUGCGGGAUGUACCUGGCGAUUUGGCUGCCGGACGCCGCACGACGCCAAUUCUCCUGGGAGACAUGCCUGCACGUAUUUACAUUUCCGCGGGGAUCGUCGUAUCGCAGUUUCUGCUCAUCAAAUACCGCAUUCUGGCGUAUCGCUACGACACAUCCACCAUGAUUCUGUCGGCUGCUCUGGUCCUCAUGACCGUGGGAUGCAUCUUCCGCUUAUUCGCCUUCCGGUCUCUGACCAGUGAUCGGUUCUCCUACUGGUUGUAUACCGUGAUCUAUGUUUUCCAGCCAUUGUCGGCAUGCAUUACGCUGCGCUGAGUCCCAAUGCUCCAGACUAGUGCGAUCGAUAUGACGAACGUAUUGAUAAAGCGAGAGUGAUAGACUGA